AUGAUUGUGACAUAUGAUAGGCGUUCCGUGUUUGAAGCAGCAACUAAAAUUUUAGCCCGUCAGCCGAUCAGGUUAAGGCAGCAGAUUUCUAAUUUGCAAGGUAGCCGUGCUCAGAUUCGGGGGAUUGCGACACAUACACUGGCAAUGCAUGCCAACACUUCAGUAGCUACUGGUUUGCAAAGUGCGAAUGAAGCGAUGGGAGCUUUGAAUAAGCAAAUGGAACCUUCCAAGCAGAUGAAGACAAUGCAAGAAUUCCAAAAACAGUCAGCGCAAAUGGAUAUGACGAUGAUGGCUGAUUCCAUUGACAAUAUCUUAGACGAUGAUCAGACCGAGGAAGAGACUGAAGAACUAGCUAACCAGGUUCUGGAUGAGAUUGGCAUUGAUAUUGCCUCACAGUUGUCCUCGGUUCCUAAAGGAAGAAUCGCUGGAAAGAAUGUUCAGGCUGAUGAAAGUUCAGAGCUGGAGGAACUAGAGAAGAGGCUGUCUGCUCUGAAAAAUCCAUGA
Phragmites australis (common reed) is the source of this 504-nucleotide messenger RNA. Its product is annotated as vacuolar protein sorting-associated protein 2 homolog 3-like. Gene Ontology annotation, biological process: protein transport; endosome transport via multivesicular body sorting pathway; late endosome to vacuole transport. The record is from RefSeq and is a predicted model, not a curated record. NCBI's taxonomy places the organism in Eukaryota, Viridiplantae, Streptophyta, Magnoliopsida, Poales, Poaceae. The transcript is spliced from 8 exons. Gene Ontology annotation, cellular component: ESCRT III complex; multivesicular body. Bases 1 to 504 code for a protein of 167 amino acids.